Drosophila subpulchrella is the source of this 664-nucleotide messenger RNA. RefSeq names its product acylphosphatase-2. Gene Ontology annotation, molecular function: acylphosphatase activity. NCBI's taxonomy places the organism in Eukaryota, Metazoa, Arthropoda, Insecta, Diptera, Drosophilidae. The record is from RefSeq and is a predicted model, not a curated record. The transcript is spliced from 3 exons. The coding region runs from base 247 to 552 and encodes 101 amino acids.
UUUAAAUUUGCGACGGUUUGCUGAAAAUCAAACUAGCGAUCGCGGCGGAAAAAUCGCUACGAAUAAAAUAAAUAAUAUUCUAAAGUAAAAGCAAAGAGAUUCCAGUUUUUAAAGAGUUUGGAAAAAUUAUUUGCUGAUUUUUAAGUGCGGAAAAGGUGAUAAAAUCGAUCUAUAUUACCGAGCACUCCGCUGCUGAAAUUUACAUAACCAAAAGUUCGCAUUUGGUAAAGUUCGAAGUCGAUCGAAAUGGGCAUUCCGGAUAUCCGACUGUUGGUGACGCUGGACUUUGAGGUCUAUGGACAUGUACAAGGCCUGAAUCUCACGAAAGACACCCGCGAUCGCUGCACCAAGGCGGGAAUUACUGGCUGGGUGAAGAACAGCAAACAGGGCACAAUCGUGGGCAAAAUGCAGGGUCCCAAGGAAGAAGUGGAUAAGUUGAUCACCUGGCUGUCCAGCGAAGGCUCCCCCGGCUGCCAAAUCGAUCGAUGUGAUGUGCGAAACGUGGGUAACCUCAGCCGACUGGACUACAAGGACUUCGCAAUUAGGUUUUAGAUGUUUUUCUGCCCCACAUUCGGUGUGCGGCAUUAUGGUUUUGUGUGUUUGUUUUGUGCAUUACUUCGAUAAGUUUGUAAAUACGACUAAAUAAUAAAGAAUUUAAUAGUAA